CUAAAACUCAGUACUUCCAAGGAUCACAAGCAACAGCUGGAGCCAUCCUCGUACUUGGCUAUUACACUCGACGUAAGAAUUUAUAAUAGACAGUGGAUAGCCAACGGUGAAGGCAAUAUAUCAGGCUGAAACCGUCAACAUCACUACAACGUCAUUGUGAAUUAAUCUUGGUGUAGAAAAGCAAAGUCGAACACAAUAUAGGAACUUGUUGUCUCGAUAUGCUUUUCACCCGGCGAUUUUUUUUUUCGCGCAUGGGAUGGUCUUCGCCUAAAACGGCUUCCCUGCAUACCUUUUAGUGCCAUCCACCAGAUCCAGAGUACACAUCCCGAUGUUCCACCGGGCGUGUUUUCCUUCUGCCCUUCACAACGCAUUUCCAUGCCUGUGUUUCCCACGAACUGAUGCUCUCCUCAUCAUGCGGUCUCUAUCUUCACUGGGAGUUUUGCAUCCCGAGUUGCUCACGCCACAAUCCACACCUGUUGCAUAUUGGCUAACGUCCCUUUUAAAAUUCACAAGGUUUGUAGCUGUUAUGGAGCAGGCAGCGUACCCGCCUGAUACACGAAAAGUGCAUGGUGUUUCAAACAUUUCCAUUACUCUACAUGUUCUACACCAUAGGUUCUACACUGCUAUGGAUAGGGGACGUCAAUACUCCCCUGUCCUUUAG
This is a messenger RNA of Periconia digitata, 661 nucleotides long. The record is from the annotation of a GenBank genome assembly. NCBI's taxonomy places the organism in Eukaryota, Fungi, Ascomycota, Dothideomycetes, Pleosporales, Periconiaceae.